This is a messenger RNA of Mesorhabditis spiculigera, 984 nucleotides long. NCBI's taxonomy places the organism in Eukaryota, Metazoa, Nematoda, Chromadorea, Rhabditida, Rhabditidae. The record is from the annotation of a GenBank genome assembly.
AUGCCAAUUUACUUCACCUACGACGGCGAAACCAAGACGAUUUACGGGAACGUCGAGCCAAACGAUAUCUACGAUGCAUUUAAGCUUGAAAAAGGCACUCUGAGGCUUUACUUGGGCAACAAGUUACACCUGGCCUGCAAGCGAGGUGGCUUCUUGCCUGCAUUGCAAGACGGGGAAACGUACGAGAUCAGGGACGCCGGGAAGAGGCCGACGAACGCCGUGAAGCCGUGCAGGCGAAGAUGGCGAGACAAAGACGAAGAGGAUAAUGGCAUGCAAAUGGCACUGAUCCGCUCCAGCCACAACGAGAAGCCGGACCAGAUGAUUCAAUGGGAUGUCAGUGGCGCUCUCCAAAUCCACCUUCCCAUCAGGCGGCACCUUGUCUCGAAGGCCGGUCCCUGGUUUUACGGCGUUAUCUGUAUCCUCCUGUUGGUUACCUACCUCUUCGGCCCCACCAUCCUUUCCGUUCUCAUGUAUCUCACCCGGCAUACCGUAAUUUUCAUGCUCGCCACGUGUUCUUGGCUCCUACGAACGGCAGUCACUUUUGUGAUCCCCGUCCUAAGCGGUUUAAUCGACCUCAUUUCUAGUAGUGUCUGGGCCUUGCUUGUAAACUUUAUCGACCUCCUUGACUAUAUUUUUUAUGCCCUCCUUGACGUCGGCCGCAAGAAAGCCAUCAAAGCCGCCGCCUGGAUUUCGAUGGCGUGCACGAAUGUGGAGUUUGGGGUUUAUGUGCUGCGCGUUUUUGCCACUUGCCUGGCUAUUUACGUGUCCCCUAUCUUCUACAGGAUCGACGAGCUACCCCGUUUUUUACAGCCGCCGUAUCGAUUUUUGGGGGGAUACUACCAUGGUUUUCGCGAUAAAAUGGCCGUGGCCACAAAGCGAGCCCGGCAAAUUUUCGCGUUCUUGGCACCGGUUUUUUAUGGUUUGGGCGCCGUUUUGCGCUUGAUCACCGGGUUGGCCCAAUUUUUUGUUGAUAGGUUUGUGCGG